Cariama cristata (Red-legged seriema) is the source of this 924-nucleotide messenger RNA. RefSeq names its product integrin alpha-6-like. Gene Ontology annotation, cellular component: integrin complex; external side of plasma membrane. The record is from RefSeq and is a predicted model, not a curated record. Gene Ontology annotation, molecular function: integrin binding. Gene Ontology annotation, biological process: leukocyte migration; integrin-mediated signaling pathway; cell-matrix adhesion. The annotation marks the transcript as partial. The transcript has 6 exons. Lineage: Eukaryota; Metazoa; Chordata; Aves; Cariamiformes; Cariamidae.
GAAUCCUCUAACUCAAGAAGGAAACGUGAGGUUGCAGAGAAGCAGAUUACAGACAGCAAGACAUUUUCUUUAUUCUCGGAAAGAAAAUACAAGACCUUGGACUGCAAUGUGAAUGCACGCUGUGUGGACAUAAAAUGUCCCCUGAAGGGUUUGGACAGCAAGGCAUCUAUUGUGCUGCGUUCCAGACUGUGGAACAGUACUUUCUUAGAAGAAUACUCCAAAAUGAACUACCUGGACGUUCUUGUUAGGGCUUCGAUCAGUGUUCCUGCUGCAGCUAAGAAUGUUAAACUCACAAAUGAAGUUGCUCAGGUGCGUGUUACUGUCUUUCCUGCAAAACCAGUUGCACUUUAUACGGGAGUACCUUGGUGGAUCAUCUCGGUGGCUAUUUUUGCUGGAAUACUGAUGCUUGCACUGUUGGUAUUCUUACUAUGGAAGUGUGGUUUCUUCAAGAGAAAUAAGAAAGAUCAUUACGAUGCCACAUAUCACAAGGCUGAGAUCCAUGCUCAGCCAUCUGAUAAAGAGAGGCUUACUUCUGAUGCAUAGUAUUGAUCUACUACUGUAAUUGUGCGGGUUCUUCCAGCGUUCUAGGUACGAAGACAGUGUUCCCCGAUAUCAUGCUGUAAGAAUUCGAAAAGAAGAGCGACAAAUCAAAGAUGGGAAGUGCAAAGACCUUGAGACAAAACAGUGGUUCACAAAAUGGAAUGAAAAUGAAAGUUAUUCUUAGGGAAAAAAUCUUUUCAUCCACAGAUAGAAGUUACGGUUUUCAGUAAUGGAAUACUGACAGAGUUAGACCUAUGAACACUAUGGACAUUCACCAUUUGAUUGUAGAUAUUACUACUUAUAUUGAGGCUUUUGUUUGCACAGUUAAAAUUGCUUCAACAGACUUUAUUGCAUUAUUUAAUUUUCAGACUGCCUCUUUCCCCC